Sphenostylis stenocarpa is the source of this 942-nucleotide messenger RNA. The record is from the annotation of a GenBank genome assembly. NCBI's taxonomy places the organism in Eukaryota, Viridiplantae, Streptophyta, Magnoliopsida, Fabales, Fabaceae.
AUGAUUAGACUAAAUGUCUACUGUUCACUAAUUCCAAGUGCAAGACAAGCCAGACCAGUCAGCAGCUAUGACUCAUUGAUCAUCCAUAAUCACAAAGCUUCUAAAUUUCCUCAUAGGAUUUCCAUCAAGGCUAAGGCCAUUAGAGAUGAGAUGGAUGGAGAAACAAGCGGAUCUUCAGGACGUAGCUGGGAUCCUGGUUUGGAAAUUGAGGUCCCUUUUGAGCAGAGACCGGUAAAUGAGUACUCAUCUCUGAAGAAUGGAGUCUUGUAUUCGUGGGGUGAAUUGGGUCCGGGGUCGUUCUUCCUUCGCCUGGGAGGUCUCUGGUUGGCAGUCUUUACAGUUCUUGGAGGGCCAAUUGCCGCUGCAAGCUUUAAUCCUUCUAGAGAACCUCUAAGAUUUAUACUAGCUGCUGGAACAGGAACGCUCUUCAUUGUGUCUUUGAUUGUCUUGAGGAUUUAUUUGGGUUGGAGUUAUGUUGGUGAUAGACUUCUAUCAGCGGUUAUCCCUUAUGAAGAAAGCGGAUGGUAUGACGGACAGAUGUGGGUCAAGCCGCCCGAGAUCCUAGCUCGUGAUAGAUUGCUGGGCUCUUACAAGGUUAAACCAGUUGUUAAACUGCUGAAGCAAACUCUAGUUGGGACAGGAGCAUUGCUUGUCACAGGAGUUAUGCUAUUUAUCUUUGCUACACCGGUGGAGAAUUUUCUUCGAACUACCUUUACCACGGAAGAAAUUAAAUCAACCGUUCAAGCUCCCAAGGUUAACAACACAAAGCUCAACCUGAGAAAAGAGGAGUUGCUUAAAUUGCCAGUGGAGGUAAUAACUGAUGAUGAUCUAGCAGCAGCUGCUGCCGAGGCUGCUGAUGGAAGACCUGUCUAUUGUAGGGAUAGGUAUUAUCGAGCAUUAGCAGGAGGGCAAUACUGCAAAUGGGAUGAUCUGCUCAAAUAA